AAUGCCGUGGAGCAAGACUAUCGACUGCCCCCACCCAUGGACUGCCCCACAGCACUGCACCAACUCAUGUUGGACUGCUGGGUGAAAGAGAGAAACCUGCGACCCAAAUUCACCCAGAUUGUGGCCACACUGGAUAAGCUUAUCCGCAAUGCUGCCAGCCUCAAGGUGGUCACCAACAGCACACAGUCCACUGGGGUAUCCCAGCCCUUGCUUGAUCGCUGUGUGCCUGACUAUACCACUUUCACUACUGUGGGGGACUGGCUGGACGCCAUCAAGAUGAGCCGCUACCGUGACAACUUUGUCAACGCUGGAUUUGCGUCCUUUGACCUGGUGGCACAGAUGACAGCCGAGGACUUGCUGCGGAUAGGGGUUACGUUGGCUGGCCAUCAGAAGAAGAUACUUGGUAGCAUUCAGGACAUGAGACUACAGAUGAACCAAACACUUCCUGUCCAGGUGUGAGCGACAGGACAACAGACCGAUGCAGUCGAAGGACAGCCAGACAGGAAAAAAGGGGGGAGGAACUGUGCCAGAGAGAGCCAUUGGAAAACCCUAGCUGCCUGACCCAUCUCUGCCAAUUAGAUGCUAUGAAACUGGCUUGCAGUGCCUCUGACUAUUUUUUCUUUAUUUCACUACCACUUCCAUUUCCUGUUCCUGCUUUUUUUGUUAUUCGUCAUUGUUUCUUUUUCCAUCCAAUCAGAAUUUGUGUGUUUUUGAAAGAGGAAGAACCCCCUUAUAUCCCAUGCGUGCCUCACCAGCUCUGGUGUGGGUUGACGUUUGCAUGCAUGUGUGUUUUAGUGAGGUUGGCCUUAGCCCUGUAACUGAAAUGUCACACUCUGAUCCUCACGCAAGAGCCCCUCCCUGUGACCUCUCGACCCAGCUUUGAUGGACGUAACACAUAGUAAAGAAUAAAAAAAGUGAAAAAAUGUUCACACAAACGAGUGGAACAAGACACAGAAGUGUUUCAGAAACGCAGGAGAUCGAAGACUGUUCUUUCUCUGAUAGAGGUUGUUUUACUGUGCACGUGUGUGUCGUUCUCCAUCUUCAUAUUGAAGGUGUUAUCUAAAAGGGCACUUGCUGGAGAAGGGCGAGGUGGUGGAAGAGGAUUUAUGAUGGGCUGAGGUCAAAGGUCAAGAGGAUGACAGAGGUCAAAAAGGUCAAAGGAAGGCAGCCACAUUUUUGGACACUUGUUUUGGCUGCUGAAUCCUCAAAGGUCACAAGAUGACCUCCCUACUCUGACCUGAAGUGACUCAGGAUAGCUCCACAGCUUGGAAUCACCUGCUCAUCAACUGUGUUUUUACACACACAAAAAAAGGUUUUGUUUUUGUUUGUCCACACGCAUUUUUUCUUCUUUGUUUUUUGGCUUUCUUACACAUUUUUUGGGAGAUGUGUGGUUUCAAAGUGGCCGGUCAAACCCAAGUACCCCCCCUUGCUGGACGCUUUAUGUGAUGAAGGGGAGACGAGGACUGUGGCAACACUAUAGAAAGACCACUUGGCCUUCUGUGUGGGUUUUUGUAUGUGUGCGUGCGCAUGUGUGCGUGUAUGUGUGAUUAAGUGUGCUUGGAUGUGCGGGUGUGUCAAGUUGCACACGAGUAUACUGUACAAUACAGCUUCUGCUAUUUGCCCACCGUGGAGAAUUAACGCAUGAACUGAACCGUGACAUGGAGCAAAUAUAUCUGAAACAAUUACGCUAUAUUCUGUGGACAACUGUUAAACAUUCUUUUUUAUUGAAUCCAAAAAAAUGAACUUAGGACAUACAUAUAUAUAUAUAUGAAAUUAUAUAUAUAUGCACCAUGCAGAAACUGAGAGAAACCACGAUGGACACCUUACUUUCUACUUACUAUUAUCUGGAUUUAGAAAUAAUCAAAAUUCUUGUUUUAAUUUCUUGACAUCCUGCCCUAUGUAUUUAUUUGUACCUCGCCCUCCACCCAACCCCAACCCCCACCAACACCCAGAUGGACUGUAUUUGGGACAGUGGAACAAUAAGAAGGAAGAUAAACUCCAAGAGGAUUCACCUAAUGAAUUGAUGAAUAUUAAACAAAAGAAAUUGAAUAUAAAUUGGAUAUUGUAUUUUUGUUGUUGUUCUAAACAGCCUGUACAUGUUUUGUAACAAAAAUACGAUAAAUAACAAAAGAAAAAAUGGUGUUUUGACAAAAUGGUUGUUGUGAAAUGUUUGAUUCAGCGUGAAAGUAGCCGAAAGUAAGACGAGAGAGAAUGAGUGAAUGUCAGGAGGUAGAGAGGAGGAGAUGAACAACACCUGUGGUUGGACUGCUGGUAGUAACAUAGCGCCCUUUUGCUCUCCGUCCAUUGUCGUUGAGUGUCUGUGUAGGUGUGGUCAAGUUUGUGUGCCACCUGAACUGGAUAUUAAGCUUCCCCAAUCUAUUCUCAUUCUCAACACAAAGAGCAUCUGUGAAACAGUGAACUGUUACUAAUAGUCUUCUAGGCACAUUUAUUUUUUCCAAUUCAAAACCUCCAACAAACCACUCAAAAACAUCCUUUUGUUUAACCGAGGUUUUCAUUUAACUUAUUUACUGUCACCUCCAAAAACUGGGUCCUAAAACCCAUCUCGUGUUAGACUGUUAAAGGUGAAGGUCAGAGUUUAUACAGACUACCUGCCAAUCAUUUCAACUGCCCUAAAGGCAAAAAACCAUCACUAGACCUGCAGUUUCCCCCCCACCCCCUGCAUCAGGAUCCUCAUCAGAGAACCCAGAGCCAUCAGAGAAACCUAUUGGUCCCUGUCUGUCAGGUCGAUUAAUGCGGCAGCCAAUCUGGCAUUGCGAGGAUGUGAGCGUGUAGCGAGCGCAGACAUACGGAGGGCUGACCUAUCAUUAUCUCUCUUCAUUUCCUGUCUGGCCUGCAAUCAUCCUGUCUCAGCUCAGGCUGCUGCAUGAUUAGUACAAUGCAGGAUCAACAGCCCUGGCACGCAGACAGCCAAAAUCUGCAGACCCCCUCAUCCUAAAUGAUAGCAGCUGCAUCACGGAGACUGCACUAUUUGCAAUCUCACAUAGGGGUGUUUAAAGGUAGUGGAUUAAGGGAUGGGGCUGUGUCAUGGGUGUGAUCUUCCACACAGUCUCUGUAUCAUUUGGGGUUGGAGCUAAUCAAUGCAAUAUGUGAAUAUUAUUAGUUAGGCGUGUAAUGAUAGCGUGAUGUUAGUGGCCAUGCAGCCUGUCUUCCCAUAUUACUUAUGUCAGUCUCUUUUAAAGUCCCUUCAGAAGCCAUGGGGGAUAUUAUGCAAAACAACAAUGUGUUCCCCGUUUUAUAUUGUUUCAUCUCAUUCCGUAUACAGAUGUUUUCACUACUGCUAGUACACUGCUAGUAAAGGGCUUACUAACCUGUAACAGUUGUAGUACACAAUCAAGUAGUUAUUUGACUGUUGUGUACUCAAACUACACGGGAAAUAAGUCUCACAUCCUAAACUGUUUUCAUCAGUAUCUGUGUGUGAUACAAUGGCUGAGAAUCAGAGGCGCAGGUUUCGUCAAAAUGAUUUGUUAUGAUGGGAAAUUGUCAAAAGUGCCUGUUAGAUGAACAAACAGUGUUCCUGAUUUCAUUCUGCGGAAUUAUUUUGUCUCUACCCAAAGUAAAACAAGAUUUUGAUUGGACAAAAGUGACAGCGUCUACUUAAGGAAAUGAGAGAAAAGGAGAAUUAAUGCAAUCAGAAGCUCACUUUCACCCAAAGUCUUCCAGGAAUAUACAAUAUUACUCCCUCUCCCUGCACUCAGCUCAAUCAUUCAAUCAGCUAAAACCCCACUGUUGCAAAGUCGCAUGUGGCACAAAAAUAAGACACAGUUGAUGAGCAUAAAAAUUGAGAAGGGGGGCAUAUGGAGGCUAAACACAAUCAGAUGGCAGACAUGCCCACUCAUGAAAAAUGGCAGUGCUUCGGAGCUUGCAUCAACUAUUGAUGAGGUGCACAUGGCGCGCUGGGGUCUGGAGUUGUGUUCACCAAAGUCAACCGGCCGUGAGUGAUGAGCUCAACUGGCACUGUUGCGCAUCUUAAAAUGAUUAAACUGCCACCACAUCAACUGCAAACAAUUAAUCUUUAAGUGGAUGUUUCACACAUUCAUGGAAGUGUGUAAUACUUAACAUUCACAGAGAGGAGAGAAACUCCCUCUCACUGCACGUUGCUGAAAUUAAGAUGGACUGUUGUGUUUUGUGUAUGUGUAUGUAUAUGUGUGUGUAUAUGUGUGUGUGUGUGUGUGUGCGUGUGUGUGUGUGUGUGUGUAUACUAAAAGGAUUGCCAAUUUAUACAGAAACACUUUGAUCAGCAAAGUUUAGGCUUUUUCAGAUGUGGUUAUCUCUUUGUGUGCCAAUAGGAUUCAAACUUUCCCAACAUUCCUUCCACCUUUCUUUCUCUAUGUUACAGAUGGUCAAACACACACAGACACACACGCACCCUCCACGGAAACCCCUUCCCUUACAGCUUUCUUUUCUUCAGUUGUCUGUUUUAAAUAAAUAUACCGUACUGUCUUUUCUUCUGUCUUCUAACAAGCUCACCCCACAUCUGUCUUUUGGUCACUUUUGAAAACCCCCUCUACAUACAUAGAAGUGCGAGAUGUUUCAGAGAGUACUGUACAUGUAUAGUGAAUUGCGAGGGGAGUAAAGCGCUGAAAAUUGUUAAUUCCUCUUUGGAAAAGCAUUAAGAUGUAUUUAAUGGUGCAGACAUACACAACAAAUUACUAAAAAAUGAUGAUGCAUUCUUGUAGAAAUAUUUUUAAAAGACCCUUUUGCAAUUAAAUUAUUUAAGAAAUGUGACCUGAUCUCCUGAGUCUUUAUGUUGUGUUUUGAACUGAUGAUUGUUUCAUUUAGACUUAAAGGGAUACUUUGCCAAUUUCGAACAGCUUAGGAUCAAAACAAGGUGGGUAGUAUGUGUAGAUAAACUGUGGUGAACUUCCCUCUAGCCAACCAGUACCUAGAUAUCUCUCUAUCCCUCCACCCGGACCCCACAUAAUCACACAUGUUCUACAGUCAGGUAGUUGCCCAAGACAAACGCAUUCACUUUCACUGCUUAUCAUUUAUGGCUGUCUCCUGCUCCUAUAAUCAUUAGCAGAACUUCUGCAGUUAUCACUAACAUUUCUUGUUGAUAAAGUGGCACCAAAGCCUCAGUUCAGAUCACUAUCUGCCUCAGAUAAACACACUACACUCCCAGAAUUCACCUCUGCAUAUCUCUAUAAAUGUUCUCAGUAUACCUGUAAGCAGGAGUUCAUUUUUCAUCCAAAGCUCCCUGAUUUGAUGUUUGUGUUUCAGACAGGUUUAGCCUGCAUUUUUCCGCUUGCCUUGGAAAAGCCCGAGGACAUUUAGAGUAACACUGUCUGUGAAAAUAUUUUUUUGUAAUGCUGUCUUUCAUCUUUAUAGCUACAGGCACCUGAUGAAUGGAUAUUGAUCCUUGGGAGAAGUUACCCAGAGUUCAUCUAUUUCUAAUGCUCCAUUAGUUGCUAAGCUCCUUGCCAUUAUUGAAGUUAAAGUCCGCUAUCCUUUGCCAAAUUUAGCUGUGAAACACUAGAGUUACAUUGCAGGAAUAACAAAAUGUGCCUGGCUAAUUCCAAUUUAUGUUAUAUAUUUCACAAAAGUAAUCGACAAAACAGGGUCAACUUUCUUUCAAGAGACGUCACAAUCAAAUCAAAAAGUUUGCAAUCCAUAGAGCUACGUCAAUACCAUGAAACACCAAAGCUCCCCCUAUUGUCUUUCAAGCCCACUAAUUUAUACGAGCUCCUCUCAUCUCUGCAGGCAGUGAGCCAACAGUCUUGUUUUCCAGCAAAAAAAAAAAAAAAGGAAAGAUGCUCAGAUCAUAGAUUCUACCUCAUCCGCCCCUCGCCUUGUCCCCUGGCUCCCCUCUUCUCCCUUUCCCUGUCCAAUUAAAUACAGAGCCUUGGAACGGGUGGUCUCGGUGUCUGGGUAGAGCAGAUAUUUUUGAAACGCUCCCCCCCUAGAUGCGCUCGCAGAAGUUUCAACAGAGGAUUAUGUGGGUUCUUUUUGUGUUGAAGCAGGCAGAAUAAAUUUCAUGUCAGAUCUCCAACUUCUACAACUUCUUGUUCUCCACUGUUGUUGUCACAAGAUGGACCAGCAGCAUUUCACGGACAAAUAUUCUGAAGUUUCUUUGCAGAACUUCGGCAGAGGAAACUUAAAAGCACCAUGUAAAGAAACACAAAUUAAUUGUAUUCACCCUGAGGCAGACUGGGGACCAUAUCAUCAGUUUUGAGUUGUUGUGACUAGCCCAGAUAGUGGGUGCUCUUUAAGUGCUGGAUACAUAGUAUAAUCUGUCAGUCUGAGGUAAAUAUGGACCAGUGCCAAGAUGAACUGCACUGUAAACUUUACUACAGCUAUUGACAUGGUGUCGCAUUGCUCCAAGCUGGAGAAUAUUGAUUGUAUGCAGGCUUGUUUCAUCAAAUACCGCCAUAUCAGGCGAGGGGGAAUUAUUGAGACGUCAAUUAAGAUCAAUUUCUCAUCCGCGCUCGGUCAGUGAGGCAGCAUUAGCAUAAAUAUCAGAAUGCAUUAGCAUGUCUUAGCCACAUGUCGGUCAGGACGAGGAUCAAUGCAAAACAUGAUCACACAGCAACAGAAAAAAAAAAAGAAAUCCGCUCCCUUAAACCCUCCUUACCCACUCCUUCCUCUCAUUUCCAAAGCCAAACUCCGUCUCCCUUUAUUCUCUCUUAUUCCCUGCAGACAAUCCCUCACUCUCCCCCUCUUACGAGCUCCCCACUAACACCCCCACACCCGUUCCCUGUCUACUUUUUCAUCCUCUCCCAUCUCUUCUGCCAUAAUCCCUCUCUUUCACUUUAGCUUGGCACAGCUAAUUGGUCACGUCUGUACUGUGACAUGGGGACCUGACAUAAUUGCUGGACAAAUAGUGAGGCAUUUAGCUUCGGACCUGUCUCAGCUAAGCUGUACACAGACACCAGCCGACUGGAAAGCCUAAUUACCACUCCAGCCCCGCAACUUGCUAAUUGGCAAAUGCUUCCAACAAAGAACUGUGUAUGUGUGUGAGUGUGUGUGUUUGUGUGUGUGUGUCUGCACCUUUGUUUCCCUCCCUUAGUUAAGGGUCCUGUGAAACAAACAACAAAAUAAGCAAUAUGCGUGAUAUGAGUCAUGAGAGAUUUGCCUA
Molecule: messenger RNA, 7093 nt
Organism: Plectropomus leopardus (leopard coralgrouper)
Lineage: Eukaryota; Metazoa; Chordata; Actinopteri; Perciformes; Serranidae
Source: RefSeq, a predicted model, not a curated record